Molecule: messenger RNA, 1796 nt
Organism: Grammomys surdaster
Lineage: Eukaryota; Metazoa; Chordata; Mammalia; Rodentia; Muridae
Gene: Ephx1
Product: epoxide hydrolase 1
Exons: 9
Coding region: 211-1581 (456 amino acids)
Biological process (GO): arachidonate metabolic process; epoxide metabolic process
Molecular function (GO): epoxide hydrolase activity
Source: RefSeq, a predicted model, not a curated record
AUAAAAAGUCAGGGCUGGAAGGGACUCACUCACAUUCAGCCACCCUCACCGGCAUGCUGUGACGAGGGAGGAAUCACGGAGCCUACACUUAGCCCCGGUGAACAGCAGAGCACACUGGGAUAAUUCUGCCCAGAAAAGGAAAAGCAGGCACUUCUGUUCCCAGAGAAAACAACAGGGACACUUUGGGCCUCCCUGCUACAGUCAGGAGUCAUGUGGCUGGAACUUGUCCUGGCUUCAGUGCUGGGCUUUGUCAUCUACUGGUUUGUCUCCAGGGACAAGGAGGAGACAUUACCACUUGAAGAUGGGUGGUGGGGGACAGGGUCAAAGCCAUCGGCCAAAGAAGAUGAGAGCAUCCGGCCCUUCAAGGUGGAAACAUCAGAUGAGGAGAUCAAGGACUUACAUCAGAGGAUAGAUAGGUUCCGGGCAUCCCCACCUUUGGAGGGCAGCCGUUUCCACUAUGGCUUCAACUCCAACUACCUGAAGAAAGUGGUGUCUUACUGGAGGAACGAGUUUGACUGGAGGAAGCAGGUGGACAUCCUCAACCAGUACCCUCACUUCAAGACCAAGAUUGAAGGGCUGGACAUCCACUUCAUCCACGUGAAGCCUCCCCAGCUGCCCUCAGGCCGCAACCCAAAGCCCUUGCUGAUGGUGCAUGGCUGGCCUGGCUCCUUCUAUGAGUUUUACAAGAUCAUCCCAUUGCUGACUGACCCCAAGACCCAUGGCCUGAGUGACCAGCAUGUGUUUGAAGUCAUCUGUCCCUCGAUUCCUGGCUAUGGUUUCUCAGAGGCAUCCAGCAAGAAAGGUUUAAAUUCAGUGGCCACUCCGAGGAUCUUCUACAAGCUGAUGUCACGGCUGGGCUUCCAGAAAUUCUACAUUCAAGGCGGGGACUGGGGGUCCCUCAUCUGCACCAACAUGGCCCAGAUGGUUCCCAACCACGUGAAAGGCCUGCACUUGAACAUGGCCUUCAUUUCAAGAAGUCUUUACACCCUGACCCCUCUCCUGGGCCAACGUUUUGGGAGAUUUCUUGGCUACACUGAGAAGGAUAUUGAGCUCUUGUACCCCUAUAAGGAGAAGGUUUUCUACAGCAUCAUGAGGGAGAGUGGCUACAUGCACAUCCAGGCCACCAAGCCAGAUACUGUAGGCUGUGCUCUGAAUGACUCUCCCGUGGGCCUGGCUGCCUACAUCUUAGAAAAGUUCUCCACCUGGACCAAGUCAGAAUACCGGGAACUGGAGGAUGGAGGCCUGGAGAGGAAGUUCUCCCUGGAAGAUUUGCUGACUAACAUCAUGAUCUACUGGACAACAGGAACCAUUGUCUCUUCCCAACGCUUUUACAAGGAAAACUUGGGUCAGGGACUCAUGGUCCAUAGACAUGAGGGGAUGAAGGUCUUUGUGCCGACCGGCUUUUCAGCCUUCCCUUCUGAGCUACUGCAUGCCCCAGAAAAGUGGGUGAAGGUCAAGUACCCCAAACUCAUCUCCUAUUCCUACAUGGAACGUGGGGGCCACUUUGCUGCCUUUGAAGAGCCCAAGCUUCUGGCCCAGGACAUCCGCAAGUUUGUGUCCCUGGCUGAGCUGCAGUCAUGACACUAGAUACCAAUUAGCAGCAGCCCUGAUUUCUCCUGAGUCACACUUAUAGAAGAUGACCUUUUUCUGAGGAAUAAGUUUGUCCCCUGAUCAUACUGGGGGACCCAGUCUUAACCCCACCAAGUCACCUCUUACCCUCCCCAUAUGUUCACCCCACUGUAUAGCUGUGUUAAGCUACUUGGCUUUAAUGAUAAAUGGAUUUAUUUCUGAGAGUG